CACUGUUAUAUAAUCGUACCGGUAACAGGAAGGAGUCUCGGUUACAAAGUUGAUCCAACUCCUGUGCGUAGUUUUUUUUUCAUAAGCAAGCCACUUCGAUGUAUUCCGGAUUCUAUAAAUUGCCCGUUAGCAACGAACAAUUAAACACCGGUUUAUGAUCGUGGCACAUACCACGCACCACCCAUUGGAUCGGUUCCAACGUUUGACUUUCAUCGGGCACGUUUCUCAUUUUCUCCCAUUGCACGGUAACCGAAGCAUAUUUCCCUCAAAAUCGGCCUGCGGACGUGACUUUCACAGGACAGAAGAGGUAGAAGCCUUUUCGAACGGUGGGGCAUCGCGAUUGCAGCCGAUCCUUACGUAAACGACAAACGAUUAUAAGUACAGUUGAUGGAAGCGAUGUAGGGUGGUCGCAAAUUGGUCGAAUUUGAAUUAGAGCCUUGUUCAAUUAGAUGCAAAUUCAAAAGGAUCGAUAUCAACGUUAAUAAUAUUAAUCGCGAUCGAUGGGGUCUACGGCGUCCACAGCGAACGUGUUAAUGCACGAGCACCGUACGUCUCUUCCUCCAACUGUACAAAAUGUGCCGCAAAGCACGUCCGUUACCAAUUUCUUCUCUUCGACAGUUUUUUCUCUUUUUCUCUUUUUUUUGCUCCCGUUCUCUAGCCUUGCCCCUUUCGUCAUCGACUCUCGACACUUUGUUCUUCGUGUCUCGUGUCACGGAUACGGAAAGGGAGGACGAGAUUGCGCAACGAGGACGAUUUCGUUUGCGGACUUGUUGCGAAUCGACGUUCUUUUUGUCAACGCGUUCACCAGAGAAAUCAAUAUUAUUGGGCAAUAAUGUUUGAGAAAUCCUUGUCAUCGAGAACAAUCGAACUACGAGGUGUCCGAACGAUCAAUUAGCGCACAGUACAGUAGUUGAAUGAACCGCGAUGUUUCAUAGGAACAAAGAAAGAAAGCGAGACCGAAAGAAUGGCUAAUUUAACGCAAUCACAAUUUUCUAUAAUUUUCAUUCAUCAACGUUUCAUGCGAUCCUCUUCCUGAUACCAUCUCGCGUGUACGUUCUCUAAACAGUCAUCUCUUCUGGGAAAUACGGAUCGCCUUGCUAAAUUCCUGCUUUCGCGUUCCCCGCAUGGGCGGUCCCUCCCAAAAAUUGGACCUUAACCGAAAACUGUCGUGUUACGUAAUCAUAAUGGUGUCUUUCUCACCUCGUCCGGUUACCUGGUGCAGCCAACUUGUAAGAUACGCACAGUCGUACAGAAAAGGGUUACGAAACGCUUUCUCCCUGUAUGAUGGAUAUUUUAAGCAUGCAGGCUGCACCACUUCCUGCAACACUGGCCGGGCCUACAUGUGAAAAAACGAAAAAUAAAAACAAAGAAUGAACAUUGGAACGGAGACACGGUCUCGUCCGUUACCUUGCUCUUAACACUGACUCCCCGAGAUCAUUUAGAAAGCAAGCAAACCGAUUCGAAGUAUUCGAACGGAAGUAACAAAGGAAUCUGGACUUCAACGAUUUAUGCGUUUCUAUAUAAUCGUUGUUUUUCCUGUCCUCGAGCAUUAGAUUUUCCAAGCGGUUAAUCAAGUUAACAUCGUUGAUCGAAGGUCCCUAAGGAACAAAGUACACUUUCCGUGUUCUUGUUAUUCCAUACCAGUAAUUAGUAAUCAAGUACUUCACGAUGCUAACAAAAUUGCAUACAUACGAUUUAUAUUCUAAAAAUAAUGACACGUUUGAGAAUUAGAAUUGAAAAAUUGACGGAUCUAGGGUUCCCUAGACUAACCGCGCACGAGCUAAAGUCACUAGACUUAGCACGUUGCGCACGGGAAGUAAGGAUAUUAUUCGUUUAAUUUCCAUGUAAGUUUGUUGCGAUUAAUUAACGCGACAGGACAGACGGAAAUUCACCACUUAAAUUGUUUCGUGCUCGACGAGCUGCGAGAGUAAAAGUGUUUCGAGGAAAAUGCAUUUCAGACGCUUUUAUACCGUGUCCAGAAUAUUAUGUUUAGUCGAAAACGAGAAGAUAAUGACGAUAGACGAAAUCGUCGAGCGGAAGGAAGGAAAGUUUUUUAAAUUCUACCGAGAAGCAGAACGAAACGAACCCCCUAAUCUUUUCACGAUUAAACGAAUUGUUUGUCGAUGGGAAGACAUAAUCUUGAUACAUAGUCUGUCAUUAGAUAAUUCUAUUUUCCUGUUCCACUUCCAAGUGGUUCUGGUUGACUGACGGUGAGCUAGAUACAGCUUCGAUGUAAUUAACAGGUAAUAAAGUGGUUUAUUAUGCGCGUGAUGGUGUUUAUUAUUAUAUCAUCUAGGUGGACAAUAUCAAACGAAACAGAAAAAUUAGAGUUUUUAUAAUGUAUUUCGAAAUUGUACAAGCGACACGUAACAGAAUUUCUCUUUUUCGCAAAGAAUAUGUUAAUCGCGUUUGAAAAUGUCACUGCUUGAUGAACAGAAUUCGGAAUAACGAAUUAUUUAUGAUUUAUCAUUUAUAAUUACUCUUUCAUUUAAAUUCUGACAGUUUUAAUUAGCGAUGAUGAUAUAUAAGGUGUUGUAUCUGAAGUAAUGUCAUUUAAAUAUCCUUUAUUUAUAUAUAAACAGGAUAAAUGGAAUACAUUAUUUUACAAAAGAUUUUUGGUGAAAUCGAUCACGUAAUACAAAAAUUCCACUAGCGUCGUCCUGUUACGUGACAUCAAGAUGGCAUAAAGUAUCGCUAAAAAAUUUUCCAUUACCAAAUAAAUGAUAUCAGUAAAGUUUAUAGGCAAUAUUUAUAUAAGAAGCGUCAUGGAUCUUGGUAAAAUUAAAAAUUCAAAGCUACCGGUAUAAAAGCACUAGAAAGAAUAUCCAGAGAUAUGAAUUUUAAAUCAUUUGUAUUUUUUACUAUCGACUCUUAUUUAUGAUCCUAUGUGGUCCUAUGACAUUUUGUCAACCUUUUAAAAUUCGCAAGGAUUUCGAAUUUUUUUAAUAAACAAAUUUUCUUGCAGACAAACACAGAGCCUUCGUAUUCUCCGUCUAGAGAUCACCCCUUAAUGUCAAUGAACCCCCUGAUUCAUAAUUCAGAAAAAUCAAGGAAACUCGUCGAACGUUAUCGUUUUUCCAUCUCAUCCGCGUUACGAUGAGUUACCUUCUCGAAUAAAGAAUAAAACAGAUAAUCCAGAAAAGUUGUACACAUGCCCCCUGUACGCAUCGUACGUUUUCUGUUACGCAGCUGGUGGAACGCGCGAAACGAACGUAACCAACGUUGCCCGCUUCCUAGCUUUUACGUAACCGUAAAGUCGAGCGACUUUACUCUCCCACCUCGUCGGCUUUUCACCGGGUGGUUUUGGCCACCUCGGUUCGUCCUUUAUAAGCACACAUCCCUGGCCGUUCAAAGCCAGAAACGUAUCGACAACCGUGACACGGUGAUCGUCUUGGGGAUUAGUUUCUUUUUUUCCCUUUUUUUGUUUUUAAUUAAUCUCGUUAUUUCCAUCGCACCGCGAGCUCGUUCGAACGGACAAGUUUCGAAGGGUAGAAGCUUGAGAGUAAAUCAGCCGACCAAGAUGCGCUCCCAGACCAUCGCUCUAAUCGUGUUUGGAAUAUUGGCCGUGGCACUGUCUUCUCCGGUACCAGGCUACCAUGGUUCGUACCACCACGUCAAGGUGCACGUGCCUUAUCACGUGCACACGGUGCAUCAUCAUCACGUGAAGAAGGUACCUGUACACGUGGUCGAAAAGGUGCCCGUUCCUGUUCCAAUUCCCAUCCAUCACGUGAAGAAGGUGGCUGUCCCGGUACCGGUGCACCACGUUGAAAAAGUCCACGUACCUGUCCCGAUCGUCGAAAAGGUCCAUGUGCCUGUACCCGUUCACGAGGAAAAACAAUGGUGGUGAUGGGAACGCUUCGCCUUUCGGCUUGUUAUUGCUUAGGUUGUAAAAUAAAGAGAGCAUUCGAGUUAAUAUAGCGUUUCGUGAGGUUUCUUUUUGAUCGUUUCCGGAAGUAUGCACGCUAGAAUUUAAAUGAUUCUAAAAUAGUACAAAAUAACUCGAAUCGCUUGUUUUAGUCAUUUAAGUAUGUAAUAUAGGUUUAUUGCCACUUGGUAUGCACAUGUGUGUACUUAGUUCAAAGAUACUUGUACAUACUGUAUUAUGUUACAUUAUUUUUUUUUAUACAAUACACGUGUUUAACAAAUA
Messenger RNA from Osmia lignaria (orchard mason bee), 4147 nucleotides. RefSeq lists its product as uncharacterized. The record is from RefSeq and is a predicted model, not a curated record. NCBI's taxonomy places the organism in Eukaryota, Metazoa, Arthropoda, Insecta, Hymenoptera, Megachilidae.